Molecule: messenger RNA, 978 nt
Organism: Cornus florida
Lineage: Eukaryota; Viridiplantae; Streptophyta; Magnoliopsida; Cornales; Cornaceae
Product: F-box protein At2g17036-like
Exons: 2
Coding region: 1-978 (325 amino acids)
Source: RefSeq, a predicted model, not a curated record
AUGCCCGAAACGUUUCCAAAAGAACUCAAUUUGCUCGACUUUCGAAUCACUGAGAUAGAUAAAGCUUAUCGUCUUCGUUUUAUUGAUCAGGAAUCCCACUAUCCUUUUAACCAUGAUGAGUCUACUCUUUUUAAGAAAGUGAUUGUGUCCUCGAGUCCAUGGUCUGGUGCUGGUGAUUACGUGAUCAUGGCAAUCCAGUAUGGAAAGUUGUGGUUUUUCAAGUUAGGGGAUGAGAAAUGGACCAAAAUUGGUUGUUGGAAUGAGUCUGAUUCGUACCAGGACUUUGUGUAUCACAAGGGACAGUUUUAUGCUGUUGGGUCUAAAGGAAGGAUUGUAGUGAUUGGUUCAGACUUGAAGGUUAAGCCGAUUGCAUCCCUUGGGCCUCAUUAUAAUGCCAGUGACACUGCCGGUAGCAAUAGACUACGUUUGGUGAAAUCGUGUGGUGAUCUGUUUUUGAUUGAUAAGGAAGAAAAUUUAAGUACAUACCAAUGCACUGACGAGUGGGAUGGUGAUUGCAUGUGGCAUCCCAUCGAGUCAGAAGCCAGCAAUGAUCCUCUUAACAAGUUUUACUUGAAAGUUUUUAAGCUGAAUGAGUCCGAAAAGAAAUGGGAGAGGGUUGGAACUUUGGGUGAUCGAGUGCUGUUUACUUGUGAUGCCUUCUCCUAUUCUGUUUCAGCUCGAGAUUUCUCUGGUUUGAACGGGGGUUGCAUUUAUUUUUCCGAAGGUUCGUUUAUUGAGGAUUGUGACGGGUAUGGUGAACAAGAUGAAUGGCUUCCACAAUGGGUGGACAUUGGCGUUUUCAGCUCGGUGGAUGGCAAGUUCUUCCAUUUCACUAAAUACUCUGUAUACUUGGGCACACCUCUCCUGCUCAUCACACGAUCCGCAAUGAUGCAAUCAACUUCUUUGUCAAAGGAUGUUACAACUGCCAUUGGUGCCCUUUGCAAUAUGCCCCGAGUAAGGUCUUCCGUGUCUUCAUGA